AUGAUGGACGACGCCGCACAGGUUCAGCAGCUGGAGCUGCUUUGCCAGGCCUUCUACGGGGGCGGCAGCAAGUCCGAGCAGAACGAAGCGCACCAGGUGCUUCUUCCGCUCGCCAGCAACCCCGCGAACGUGCCGCGCCUGCAGGUCAUUCUGGCAAAGUCCAACAACCUCCAGGCGCUCCUUUUCGCCACUGCAGGCUUGACUAACCUCUUCACCAAGUACUGGUCUCAGAUUCCUGAGCAGCUAAAGCAAGACACCCGCCACUUUGUCCUCAAUUAUCUCUACCAGCGAGGCCCGGACCUCCUCCACAACGCACCCGAAAUCCUCGGUCACUUCGUCCGCCUCCUCUGCAGAAUCGUCAGACUCUCCUGGCUGGAAAGCGUCAGCAACCAGAAAAUUGUCGAGCAGGUCAACCAAUUCCUCACGGCGUCCACGGCGCACUGGGUCGUGGGGCUGUCCAUUUACACAGAGUUGACUCAGGAGAUGCAGCCGCAGAUGGGACGGCAGAUGGCGCGUCUGCGGCGGACGGCGUUUUCGUUCCGCGACACGGCGCUGCUGGACAUCUUCAAGGUCGGAGCGCAGACGCUGCAGCAGUUCCACUCUGGAGCGAUUCGCGUGCCAAAUCAGCAGGAGGAGACGCAGCUGCUGAAGCAGGUCCUACAACUCACGCACAACUGUCUCUCCUUUGACUUUUUGGGCACCGUCCCUGACGACGCGACAGACGAGCAAACGACCGUCAUGCUGCCGCAGAGCUGGACGAUGCUCAAAGACGAAGCCUUCCCCAAGACCCUCUUCGACUUGUAUGAACUCUGCUGGACGAGCCGCGACGGCCUCCUCGCGAGCGCGACCGCGGCUGGGGGCCCGGGCGCGACGGCGGACGGCGCGGGGCCCAUGGGCGACGACGCGAUCGGGGGCAUGGCGAGCGGCGGCGCGGCUCGCCAGCCGCUGUUUAACCCCCCGCAGCUGCGGAUCGACUGCGCGCAGCUCUGUCUCUCCAGUCUGGUGCUGGUUGCUGCGCUGCGCCGGUCGUUCUUCUCUCGCGAUCAGGAGCGCGCGGACUGCCUGAGUCAGCUGAUUUUGGGUACUUCGAAGAUCAUCGACAAGAGCCUCGGGCUCCACAACGACAUGUGCUACCACGAGUUCUGCAGGCUGCUGGGGAAAAUCAACGCGGCGAACCAGCUCAGCGAGCUGUGCACCUCCAAGGCCUUUGCGGACUGGACGGCGAAGCUCUUUCAGUUCACGAUGAACUCGCUCGAAGACUGGCGCCGACUGCCGAACAGCAAGCACUACCUCCUCGGCGUCUGGGCUCACAUGGUAUCGCCUCUCCUCUUUUUCAGAAACACCGUCCCUCGACAACUCGACGUCUACAUACAACGCAUCACCACUGCCUUCAUCCUCAGCCGAAUGCAGCUCGCGGAGGCCAUGGCGUCGCAACCUGACGACAUGGAUUUGGAGAAUCCGCUUCACAACGAAGUCCUGCGCGCCGAGCAACUGGACGUCCUCACGCAGUUGGGCCGCUGCCGCUACGGCGAUACUGCGACCAAGGUGCUUGAGCUCUUCCACGAGACACGCGCGGCGGCUGAGCAAAAAGCGAUCUCCCGCGAAGUUUUCCAAGAAAAAAUCACGUGGCUCGUGUACAUCGUCGGCGCGCUCAUUGGAGGCCACUGGACCGGCCGCGUCCCCAUGACGUCUGCAGACGACGAGACACAAGGGCCUUCGCACGUGGUGAAUGCGGAAUUGGCGAAGCUCGUCUUCAAGUUGAUCGACGAAACCAACAAGUUCGCAGACACGCCGGAAAGCCUGGAGUUGAGUUACCUGUACUUCCUGGAGCAGUUCAGAAAGGUCUACAUCGGCGAGCACGCGAAGCAGGUUGUCAAUAUUCAGAGCCCCGACAGAUUCGCGGCAGUUUUAGGGGCUGCGAACGACGACGAAGUCCUGGGGUUGCUUGUCACGAAGAUCGGCUUCAACCUGCAGCAGCGCGCGGACAUGGAGGACGUGAUCAAGCGGACGCUCGCGCUGUUCCACGAGCUGGCCUCGGGCAUGAACAUCGUUCACUGCACAGACAGAUCGCCGCACCUUAUCAUUUCUGGGCGCCUGCUUCUGAGCAACCCCACCGCCAACUACCUUCUUCAGCACCAUCGAAACGAGGAAUUCAAGUUCCUCCAUGUUCGGGGGUACGGGAAAUACCGCACGACGUACUACUUCACGCUGGCGAAGCUUCUCUUUCUGCGCAUCGGCAGCAGCGGAAGCCGCGGCACAGCGGCGGAGCAGUUCGAGGCGUUCAUGGCGCCGAUGAGCACUGUCUUUGACCAGCUUUGGCAGCAGACGGCGGACGGCACGAACGUCCAGGCGCUUGCGAAUCCGCAGUGCCGCGCCCCGCUCAUCGGCCUCGUUAGAGACCUUCGGGGCAUCUGCAUGGCCUGCAACACCACGGAGUCUUACUCGACGCUCUUCGCGUGGCUCGUUAACCACCCGAAACAACCGGGGAAAUCACGGAUCCACCUGUUCACGUGGGCGGCGGGGAUUUGGUGGGAAGACUCCGAAGUCAUCAUCCCGCUACUCAAGUUCACCUCGGAGUUUGUUCACAACCGCAGCCAGCGCAUCGCCUUCGAUCAAGCCUCUGCCAAUGGCAUUCUCCUCUUCAAGGAAGUCUCCUCCAUCCUCGUCUCUUACGGAAAAAGAAUCCUGGAGAAACACGACUUCCGCGAUUUAUACAAGGAGAAGUACAAGGCUUUGGCGGUUGCCCUGGAGAUGUUCAGCCAUGCGCUGAACGGCAACUACGUGAACUUUGGCGUCUUCGACGUCUACGGCGACGGCACGCUGAACGACUCGCUCAAGCUCUCUCUCAGCAUGUGUUUAGCGAUCCCUGAUGAAGACCUUCAGUCGUAUAUUCGGUCUUUGAAGCCGUACUACUCUUUCCUCGACCUCGCCACGAAGAAUUUCAUGCCGCAGGUCCUGGAGCUCUCGCCGCCGAUGCUCGCGCAGCUGGUUCGCGCAGUGGAGGAAGGCCUCUGUUCGUUUGAGCCCGGAGUCGCGAUGCAGUGCUGCUCUACCAUUGACAACAUCGUCACGUUCUUCUACCAGAAACUCAACAGCCGCGAGCCCGAGGGACAGGCAGUUCGCAUUUUUCUCGAGUCUCAGCCGCAGUCGCUCAAGCGCGUUUUGCAGCUCAUGUUUCAGCUCGUUAUCACGGGCGAGUUCACAAGUGUUUGGAGCAUGUCGCGGCCGCUGCUCGGUCUGAUCCUUCUGCAUGAACAAGAGUUCCUCUCCAUCAAGCAGCAGCUGCUUGAGCAGCAGAGCAAAGACAGAAAACUAAAGCUGGAGGGUUUCUUCGCGGAGCUCAUGACUGAUGUCGACUCGACGCUGGAGAACAAAAACAAGGACCAGUUCACAAGGAAUUUGUAUCAGUUUUCUUCGCACGUGCGCCAGUCACUAGCAUGA
This is a messenger RNA of Besnoitia besnoiti, 3441 nucleotides long. RefSeq names its product importin-beta N-terminal domain-containing protein. The coding region runs from base 1 to 3441 and encodes 1146 amino acids. The transcript has 16 exons. Gene Ontology annotation, biological process: protein export from nucleus. Gene Ontology annotation, molecular function: small GTPase binding; nuclear export signal receptor activity. NCBI's taxonomy places the organism in Eukaryota, Apicomplexa, Conoidasida, Eucoccidiorida, Sarcocystidae. Gene Ontology annotation, cellular component: cytoplasm; nuclear pore. The record is from RefSeq and is a predicted model, not a curated record.